Molecule: messenger RNA, 845 nt
Organism: Gossypium raimondii (Peruvian cotton)
Lineage: Eukaryota; Viridiplantae; Streptophyta; Magnoliopsida; Malvales; Malvaceae
Exons: 2
Coding region: 208-678 (156 amino acids)
Source: RefSeq, a predicted model, not a curated record
CUUAAAAAUAGGUGGGAUGCCUUAAAAAAAGAAUGGAAAGCUUGGAAGAAACUUAAAGGCGAAGAUACUGGUUUAGGGUGGAAUCCUAUAAAAAGAACCGUUGAUGCAUCUGAUGAAUGGUGGGAGAGUAGGCUCCAGGUUGUGCCUGAAACUAAAAAAUUUAAAACAUUGGGCAUUGAUCCUGAAUACGAAGGGAAGUUGGAUCAAAUGUUCAUGGGGAUAGUUGCAACAGGUGAUAAAGCAUGGGCACCUUCUUCUGGUACACUCCGUAGUGAUUUUUUUGAGGAUGUUAACCACGAAAUACCUGAAGAGAGUGAAGAAGAAAAUAUGAGAAAUGAUGUUCUCAUUUCAAAUGAUGUUCACAUUUCAAAUGAUGUUCAAAUUGAUGGAAACAGUCAAAAAAGAAAAAAUCCUGAGACGUCAAGUUCACAUUUUAAAACUGGAAGAAAGAAAUCCUCAAAGCAAAUUGGAGGGGCUGCAAGAUUGUCCAGUCAAAUAGAAAAACUAUGCAAUGCAGCUGACAAUAUGAGUCAAGCCACAUCUAGUUUGACUCCUGUUAUGGAUCCAUAUGGUAUUCCACAAGCAGUCAAAAUGCUUGACAGCAUGUCAGAAGAAGUUCCAGAAGCUAGUCCUCUAUACUUUUUCGCACUUAGAUUAUUGCUCAAUAAGGACAAAUGAAUUAUGUUUUUAUCAAUUAAUCCCAAGAUUAGAGCUUUGUGGCUUAAGACAAAAAUGGAGGAUAGUUGAAAAUUUUCUGACCUUCUAGGGUUCAAAGAUAUUUAUUUAUGUGUAAUCUUCUACUUAUAAUGGCUUAAGCGAAUUAUGUUUUUAUCAAUAGUUAUUUA